This is a messenger RNA of Zingiber officinale, 1588 nucleotides long. RefSeq lists its product as uncharacterized. The record is from RefSeq and is a predicted model, not a curated record. Bases 260 to 1132 code for a protein of 290 amino acids. Lineage: Eukaryota; Viridiplantae; Streptophyta; Magnoliopsida; Zingiberales; Zingiberaceae. The transcript is spliced from 4 exons.
UAGCCAUCGACGAGGAAUCGGAGAGCGAGGUAGAUUUUCGACACUCCGCUCCCAAAUCUCUUUGUUUUUGUUUUCGAAUCCAAGUUUGAAGCCUUCACGCUUCAGCGAUCCGGAAUCCGGGACGGCCGUCGGAGCUUCCCUUCCUCUCAAGCUUCUCCAAUGCUCUCUUUGUUUCUUCCCCUCUUUUUUGGAAGCAAACCUGGUGGUUGAUGAUUGCUGCUACGGGAUCUCAAGGAUUGGUUGAGCAGAUCGCGGAUCCAUGGCGUGCAGCCCGGCUCACGAUGUCGAGAGCAGCGCGGUCUUGGAGAUCAAGGAGGCGAAUGGAGAUUAUGUGAGGUUGGAUAAUGGCGACCCCGUGAGGCUUGCGGCAGAGCUGUCCUACUGUGGCGGUAGAAUAUGGAGUUCGCUUUGUUGGUGGGUGAAGGCGGUUCUCCUGGGCGCUUUCUUGUUGGCUGUGGCCGUGCUCCUCAUCGUCUUCGGCGGUCCUUGGAUGGUCAAAAAGGUGGUUAUACCAGUGUUGGACUGGGUAAUGACAUCAUUUACCAAACCAGUACUUGGGCUGUUACUUUUUGCUUCAAUUGCAAUAUUUCCAACUCUGCUGUUGCCUUCAUCACCCUCUAUGUGGAUAGUUGGGAUGACCUUUGGUUAUGGUUAUGGAUUUCUGUUAAUUCUGACAGGGAUGAGCAUUGGCAUGUCAUUGCCUUUUAUUGUCGGCUCAUUCUUUCGUCACAAAAUACAUAGAUGGUUAGAAAAAUGGCCUGAUAGGGCAGCUUUUGUAAGAUUUGCUGGUGAAGGAGAUUGGCUUCACCAAUUCCGAUCUGUCAUUUUGAUCAGGAUUUCACCAUUUCCAUAUAUAAUUUUCAAUUAUGCUGCUGUUGCUACCAAUGUCGAUUAUGGUCCAUAUAUCUCAGGUUCAAUAGUAGGAACCCUGCAUGAGAUAUAUAUUACAAUUUACAGUGGGAGGCUUCUUCAAAGCUUAGCAUAUGCAACCAACGCUGGUGGUUUCCUUUCAUUGGAACAGAUUAUCUAUGAUAUAAUCGGCUUCUCGAUCACUGCUGCUGCCACUGCCGCUAUUACCAUAUACGCAAACAGAACCCUUCAAACUCUUCAAACAGAAAAUAAUCACAGUUGAUCACAAGAAGUUCAAAAUUGAGGAGCAUGUAGGCUGAUAGGCUGAUAGGUGAACUCUCUAAAUCUCCUGGUUUCUUGACUCUCAACCAUGCAGUACUAAUGACAGCAAAUCUUUAACAUGCUCGCUACUCUUCUUUUGGGGAAGAUUUUCGGAGUUAUUAACUAUGAUGCAUUUUCUGAAUUGUUUAUUCUUUUGUAGAUAAUAUAAUUUGUCGGUGUUUUUCUUCUUGUGGAAUUUGUUGUAUCUAAGAUCAACGAGGGCUGCAUGACUUUUUUUCCAGGACUUUUCUUCUUUUAUUCAUUUGUUGUAUUCUCUGGCCUUAGUUCCAGGGAUGUCAAAUUUUUUUAUUUUAUCUGAUGAGGGUUGAUUUUAUCGACAUUCUAAAGACAAUCAUAUUUGUAUUUGAUCUCAUCCGAAAUAUGCAAUGGAAUAGAUUGUAACGUCAUUCGAUUUAAA